Messenger RNA from Melanaphis sacchari, 1729 nucleotides. RefSeq lists its product as uncharacterized. The record is from RefSeq and is a predicted model, not a curated record. The coding region runs from base 534 to 1466 and encodes 310 amino acids. Lineage: Eukaryota; Metazoa; Arthropoda; Insecta; Hemiptera; Aphididae. The transcript is spliced from 2 exons.
ACGACGACAACUACGACCGGGUUUUUGUUUUUCCCGAUGUACAAACGGAAAACAUUAUUUUGUUGAUCGAAAUCCGGUGCGCAUGCGCCGCGGCAACAACGCGCCGCGGCCGGCAGUUGUUCACUAAACAUUGUUUUAUAACGUGAACUAAACCCAAGGCCGGUGCAGUUUGCCAUCAACCAUCGAAACGCGCGCCUGUUUCCGUCGGUUGUUGUGUUAUUGUGCUCCUCUUGCAUCUUCACUUCUUCACUUCUUCGUUGUCGAUUGAUCGGCACAACGAUACUAUUAUUACAUUUUUGAAAUAAUUAUCGUUAUAAUUAUAUUUAAAAUCUCCCGCCUUUGACGUUAUUAUUAUUAUUUUUGUUAGUUUAACGCCGCCGACUGACCCCGCAUGCGCGUUACCCGCCACUUGUACUGUCCGAAAUUCGAAACGAAAGCCCAACGGUUUUCCACUCACGUCCGUCGCACGUCGACGGAAGUCGUGUGGCGCGGUGUUGGUGCUAGUGGUCCACGAACCCUGUGCCGGGGUGGCCAUGGAGUGGUACCGAGAGCAGACCAUCCAGCUGAUCGACUUGUUCCGGGACCGUCCUGCCCUGUGGGACACCAGUUCGGUGCACUACCGUAACAAACGUAUGAAGAACGAGUCCCUGGAGCAGAUCAGCGCCAAGCUCAAGUGUCCCAAGGAGGAGAUCGCCAAGAAGAUAUGCACGUUGCGCGUGCAGUUCAGCCGGGAAAACGUCAAAGUAAAACGAGCCCGAGAAUCCGGUGGCGCCGUUUACAACCCCAAGUGGUUCGGCUACCAGCUGCUGUGUUUCCUGAACGAUCAGUCCCGGUACUCGUCGCAGUCGAUCAACAACUGUUCGACGGGCGCCACUGCAACCCCGGGGGCGUCCGGAACAAUGCCAGGUGGCGUGAUCGCACAUAACCAAGCAGACGUAGAAAAUCAGCAUUAUAAUUGGAGUCAAACAUCUGAGGACAGUUAUGCAGAAGCAAAUGACACAAAUGCAAGUGGCUAUGAGGCAGACAGUGUGCUUGCUUCAAUGAUGCACGAGUCCAUGGACGACUACCACAACCAAGAACCAAUAGUGGAUGUACAGGAGCCACAAACAUGGUCAUCGUGUAGAAAAUAUCGUGGUAUGCAACCAGUAACAGGUGGAGAUUAUUCAGAAGAUGAUGGUGGAGGCUAUAGUAGCAGAAAGAUUAUGCGAAUGUCUAGACUGGAUGCACCAUCUGAUGAAUUCAAUACAUUCUCAGAUUAUGUGGCUGAACGGAUGCGUAACCUUAAAGCCGACAAAGCUCUACAGCUAAUGGCUCGACGAGACAUUGAACAAGUGUUGUUCAAGUAUGAAAUGAAGUUGUUGGAGCAGAAGAGAGACUCACAACAGCACCAACAACCUGACACUGAGGCGGCAACCACGUCAAAGUCUAUUUCACCAUCACCCAUCAGCGACCUGGAACAACAGUAGACCAAAUAUUUUGCGUUAUAGUGUUAUCCGUGACAAUGUUUAUUAGGUGAUAAUAACUAGUCGUUCAGGACCAGCAUCCAUUUCUGUACAUUGUUUAAAAUAAUAUUAAUAUUGAAUAAUGCUACUGGGGAACUAUUAAUGCUCAUGUUAAGCCUAAAGUUAUAUAUAUAAUAUUUUAGACAUUUGUAUACAGCCAAUACGUUUUGUUUACAAUACUAUGUAAACUAAAAGACAAUUUAUAUACAUAAUUUUUGAUUCCUAUA